AUGGAUGCUGAGAAAUUGUUCAAGUCUUUGAUUUUGUUCAUUCUCUUCUUCUUCCCAUUUUGCACGUCCAUUGACACCUUGAAACCAAACCAAUCCAUCAAGGGUGGACAAUAUUUGAUGUCCAAAGAAAAGAACUUCGCCUUAGGCUUCUUCAACCCAGGCAACUCUAGCUAUUGGUAUCUGGGUAUUUGGUAUUUUAAAGUGACAGUAAAAACUGUGGUGUGGGUUGCAAACAGGAACAAUCCUAUCAAUGGCUCCUCUGGAGUUCUCUCAAUCGACCAGUAUGGAAACCUUGUCAUCCGCAACGGUUCGAACCAUCUUCUUUGGACUACAAAUGUUUCUGUCCAAGGAACAACCUCCACCGUAGCUCAGCUUCAAGAUUCAGGCAACCUUGUAUUGGUCCAGGACAAUAACAUGAUAUGGCAGAGCUUUGACUAUCCUACAGAUACUUUGCUUAAAGGCAUGAAGGUUGGGUUGAAUUGGAGAACAGGGAUGCACUGGUUCUUAACAUCUUGGAAAUCACAAGAUGACCCUGGAGCUGGGGACUACGUCUAUAGGCUAGAUCCUGCUCGCUCUCCAGAGUUCUUCUUGUAUAAGGGUUCGACCCCAUUAUGGCGGACUGGUCCAUGGCCAUGGCCCUCAUCAGCAGCAGAAACAACCUCGUAUGAUUUUAAAAUCAAUUUUGUUUACAAUCAAGAUGAGAUAUCUUACUCCUACCUUUUUGAUGACCCUUCAGUACUCAUUACAAGAUUAGUGGUGGACAGCUCUGGAUUGUUCCGGCAACUUAUGUGGAUUGACGGUUAUCAUCAAUGGAAGGAACUCUGGUCAGCGCCUAGAUACCAGUGUGACAAGUAUGGGCACUGUGGUAAGAAUAGUAUAUGCAGUGCUGUGGAUGACUUUAGUGAUAGGUUCGAGUGUUCGUGUUUGCCAGGAUGUGAACCCAAGUCUUCGAGGGAUUGGCAUCUCAGAAAUGGUUCUGAAGGGUGUGUGAGGAAGCAGUUGGGGUUGUCGAUGUGUCGGAAUGGAGAAGGGUUUGUGAACGUGGGGCCUGUGAAGACUCCUGAUUCACCAGACGCAGCUCAGCUGGACAGGAGUAUGAGUGGCGCAGAGUGCCAGACGGGGUGCUUGAGGAAUUGUUCUUGCACAGCUUUUAUGAGCUUAAAUGUUGAUGGGAAGGGGAUUGGUUGCUGGACAUGGUAUGGUGACUUGGUGGACAUUGAAGGAGGGUAUACAAAGGGAGGGUUUGAUCUAAUUGUUCGUGUGAAUGCGAGUGAAUUAGCCAAGUAUAAAAAGAACUCCAAAGGUUUUCUUGCCAAGAACCGGAAGCUGGUUAUUGCAGUAUUAUCUGUUUCUGUUCUCUGGUUUCUGGGAUCUUUACUAGCCUGUAUAUGGUUACUGAGGAGGAGGAAAACAAAAGGGAGCAAAAGACAAGUCUCAUUGUUUGAUGAUGCUACAAAUGGCUCACAAUCCUUUCUUCAAGAUUCUACGAAGCUUGAUGAAACUAGAAGAAAACCAAAUGUGCAAUUUUUCGAUCUGAGCACCAUAAUUGCUGCCACAGAUAAUUUCUCCCCGUCUAAAAGGCUUGGACAAGGUGGUUUUGGCCCGGUCUAUAAGGGUCAACUAGCCAAUGGACAGGAAAUAGCGGUGAAAACACUCUCAAGAAGUUCAAAACAGGGCACUGAAGAAUUUAAGAACGAAGUUAAGCUAAUAGCAAAACUCCAGCAUAGGAAUCUUGUGAGACUUUUUGGUUGUUGCAUUCACAAAGAAGAGAAGAUGUUGAUGUAUGAAUACAUGCCAAACAAAAGCCUUGACCUUUUCAUCUUCGAUGAAAUAAGAAGGAAAUUGUUAGACUGGAGAAAGCGAUUUGACAUUAUUUCUGGAAUUGCUCGAGGAGUCUUAUAUCUUCAUCAAGAUUCAGGGCUAAAAAUCAUCCACAGAGACCUAAAAGCAAGUAACGUUUUACUGGAUUCGGUAAUGAAUCCAAAAAUUUCAGAUUUUGGGUUGGCUAGAAUGUUUGGUGAUGAUCAAGAGGAAGCAAGUACAAGAAAAGUUGUUGGCACAUAUGGAUACAUGUCUCCAGAGUAUGCAAUGGAAGGGUUAUAUUCUAUGAAAUCAGAUGUCUUCAGCUACGGUGUCUUGACACUAGAGAUAAUCAGUGGCAAGAGAAACAAUUAUUAUCACGUCGAAAGUCCCUCCCUAAAUUUGAUUGGAUAUGUAUGGGACCUAUGGAUGGAUGGCAAAGCCAUGGAUGUAGUCGAUCCAUCAUUGGGUAAGGAAUAUCCUACUCAUGAAGUUCUAAGAUGCAUUCAAAUUGGGCUUUUAUGUGUGCAAGAACAAGCCACAGAUCGGCCAACCAUGCUUGAAACUGUCUUCAUGCUUGGAAAUGAAACAAUUGUUCCAUCUCCUAACAAGCCAGCAUUUAUCAAUAGAACCAUAAAUUCUGAUAUGGAUUCCUCACGUUCUAAAGGACCACCUGCUUCCAUAAAUAAGCUGACCAUCACCAUGCCUGAAGGUCGUUAAACUUGAGUACAACUAUUUGAUCUCUAGAUUUCUAAAAGUUGGUUUGUAAAACUAUGAAUGUUGAA
Molecule: messenger RNA, 2585 nt
Organism: Corylus avellana
Lineage: Eukaryota; Viridiplantae; Streptophyta; Magnoliopsida; Fagales; Betulaceae
Product: G-type lectin S-receptor-like serine/threonine-protein kinase RKS1
Biological process (GO): recognition of pollen; protein phosphorylation
Cellular component (GO): plasma membrane
Molecular function (GO): ATP binding; protein serine/threonine kinase activity
Source: RefSeq, a predicted model, not a curated record